Dictyostelium discoideum AX4 is the source of this 603-nucleotide messenger RNA. RefSeq lists its product as hypothetical. The record is from RefSeq and is a predicted model, not a curated record. Gene Ontology annotation, cellular component: lysosome. The coding region runs from base 1 to 603 and encodes 200 amino acids. Lineage: Eukaryota; Evosea; Eumycetozoa; Dictyosteliales; Dictyosteliaceae. Gene Ontology annotation, biological process: lipid metabolic process; sphingolipid metabolic process. The transcript is spliced from 2 exons.
AUGAGAUUAUUUUUAUUAUUAUUAUCAAUUUUAACAAUUUCAACUACAACUGUGAAUGCAUUGACUUGUGAAUUAUGUCAAUUCUCAGUUAAAGCAGCUGAAGAUUUAGUUACACAAAAUUUCACACAAAGUCAAAUUAUUCCUUAUUUAGAUUCCGCUUGUUCACUAUUACCAAAUCAAUGGGCUAGUAAUUGUGAAAUUAUUGUAAAUACCUAUGGUUUAUCAAUGAUUAAAUUAGUAUUAGAAAAUGAAACACCAGAAGUUGCUUGUACUCAAUUAGGUCUUUGUGGGUCAAAUUCAUUCUUUACAGAAACUAAAAAAGAAACUUUAGGAAAAUGGCAUUGGAAUAAACACCAUUUAAAUCCAAUCAAGAAAUUAGAAUGUAGUGCUUGUCAUUUUGCUGUUGGUAAAGCUGAAAAUGUUGUAAAUAAAGAUAUUAAUACCGCAAGAGCAUAUGUUGAUGGCCAAUGUGAUACUUUUGCAAUUAAAGAAGCUAUUCAUAUUUGUAAAAGAAUUGUUGAUAAAGAAAUUGGAAGAAUUAUUACUGAAUUAAAGAACCAUGAAAGUAAAGAAACCGUUUGUAAACAUAUUCAUAUGUGUUAA